Molecule: messenger RNA, 441 nt
Organism: Lagopus leucura (white-tailed ptarmigan)
Lineage: Eukaryota; Metazoa; Chordata; Aves; Galliformes; Phasianidae
Gene: GRWD1
Product: glutamate rich WD repeat containing 1
Exons: 3
Coding region: 71-430 (119 amino acids)
Molecular function (GO): protein binding
Source: RefSeq, a predicted model, not a curated record
GAGGACCGGAGAGGGGGAGGGGCGGGUUUACAUCCCCGGUCGCGCCCCCCCGCCCGGUCCCGGCGAAGAAAUGGUGGUGGACACCUCCGCCUAUCGGCUGCUGCACCACGCGGGCACCGGAGCCCCGUGCCUCAGCCUGGACGUUGUGAGGGACGAUUUGGGGGACGACCGUGAGACGCUGCCGCUGUCGGUGCUGCUCUGUGCUGGGACUCAGGCAGCCACGGCGCAGGGCAACAGGCUGAUGGUGCUGAAGAUGCAGAACCUCCAUGGGCCGCGGCGCCGUGGGGCCGACAGCGCCGACAGCGACAGCGACGACAGCAGCGAGGAGGAGGAGGAGGAUGAAGAGCGGAGCCCCCAGCUGCACCUCGCCAUCAUCCCCCACUACGGCGCCAUCAACCGCGUGCGGGUACUGAGCCACAGCGCCCCAUAGAUGUGUGGGGC